GGGAUAUUCGAAUGACAAUCUCAGUGGUAAAUUUGCUGAAUUCAUGGGAUGGAUGAUAACCAAUGCGUUCUACGUGUAUUGCGGAUACUGUCUCGUUUGCCACAUGACAAGCAACUUCAAAACUUUGACGAUCAUAGGAUCCAGCAGUACACAUUCUGUUUUAAAUACUGGUGAUCUGGUGUUAUAUGUCACGCAUUGGUCAGCAAGAACAUCUGAAAGUCGGCGAUAUUGUAUGUGUGAUAGAUAAGGAAAGGGGUUACGAAUAUUACAUGCAAAAAGUAACCAAAAUCUAUCGGCCAAGUGAGACAGGCAGUCCUUUAGUAGAAAUCCAAUACCAAGCAGAAAAAGAUGAUAAAUUACAGCACAAAUCGUUCAGCCGAAAUGAACUACAUGGAAAACGUGUCUUCAGUAUACCCUAUAUUGGAUUACCGUACGUGUUGGUUCAAAGAUAUCCAGGUUAUCUUGUUUUCAUCUAUUUUCUGUGGAAUGUGUUUAGCAAAUUCUGUUACCAAUAUGAAUACUGGUGUGAUCUGACUGGUUAUAUUGUAUUAUCAUUAGAAGCGACAUUCGUCAAUAUACAUAUAUACCUUUAGCUAUUAGGUUGAAGCAAAAUUGUAUUUUUUUUCAUUUAUUUAAUUUAAUUAGUGAUACGUAAUUC
Messenger RNA from Saccoglossus kowalevskii, 658 nucleotides. RefSeq lists its product as uncharacterized. Lineage: Eukaryota; Metazoa; Hemichordata; Enteropneusta; Harrimaniidae. The record is from RefSeq and is a predicted model, not a curated record.